AUGGUUCAAAAAUUAAUGUUGGGCUUUACAGAUUCUUUUGAUUUUUAUUUUGAGACACAUAAAUGGUGGUUAUUAAGAUGUUUGUACAUACAACAAGAAAUACUGGAUGAUCGUUCUCCAACACUAUGUAAAAGUAUUUUAGAACUAGUUGCCUUGGUUAAUCAGAAUGAUGAACUUUUUAAAGAUGACAGAUUCAGAGAAGCAAGUAUACAAUGGAAUAUUGAGGCAGGAUAUUUUUGUCAUUUGUAUUUUGAGUAUGAAAAAGGCAGAGAAUAUUUUGAGAAAGCGAAGAAUUUAUCACACCUUGAUAUCAACAUAUCAGGAGCUCUUGGUAAAAGGACAAGAUAUCAAGAAGAUGACAAAGCCCAGCUGGUUCUUCAGGUUAAACGAUCAAAUGUUCAAGAUGAACAGACUCUCAUUAAAGACAUUCCUUUACCCAAGAAUAUCAGUCUUGAUGAUGAUACUGUUUUAAAUAAAAUAGCUUUCACUGAUGAGAUGGAGAAACAUUCUGUUCAAUUAUCUCCCUUAGAUCAGGCUGUGGUUCUGGCGUGUAUGGAAGGUCAUAGAAGAAGUUUAGCACAAGAAAGGUUGACAGAUGAAGAAGUUUUGACCUAUAUCUUGUGUAUGCUUGAUCAACUUUGUAAUUGGAAUGUGGGUGUGGCCUGUUUAAUUUUAAGGUCAAAGUUGGAAAAGGGAAGUUCAAGAAGAGUUGAAAGAUCAAUGAAACAGAUGGAGGAAUUGGUAAACAUUGUUACUCAACCUGAACCAGCUAAUAUUGACAGAUCUUAUCUCUUCUAUUCCUGUCAUACUCCUAGUGUGUGGAAAGUUAAGAAAGAAUUAGGGACAAUGCUCCUGUCUCUAGGAUGUAUCAGUGCUGCUAAAGAUUUAUAUGAAUCAUUAGAGAUGUGGGAUGAGGCUAUAACUUGUUAUCAGAUCAUGAAAAAAACAGAUCAGGCAGAAGUGAUAAUUCGAGAACAGUUAAAGAAAAAAGAAACACCUAAUCUGUACUGUUUCCUUGGUGACGUUACACAUGAUAUGAACCACUAUCAGAAGGCCUGGGAAUUAUCCAAUGAGAGAAGUUCUAGAGCUAUGAGAUGUAUGGGGUAUUUGUAUUUUGGUAAAAAAGAUAACAAAGCCGCUUUGAGAUGUUUUGAGAAAUCUUUAGAAAUAAAUUCACUUCAGAUUCCUGUGUGGUUUACAUAUGGAUGUGUUGCCUUGACAACAGACCAGUAUGAAAAAGCAGUGAAAGCGUUUAAACGCUGUGUUAAUAUAGAUAGUGAUAACUUCGAGGCAUGGAAUAAUUUGGGAACAGCUUAUAUUAAACUGAAAGACAAACCAAAAGCAUUUUUAACAAUGAAAGAAGCAAUCAAAUAUAAUUUUGAAUCAUGGCAGCUGUGGGAGAACUGUUUGUUGAUUGGUGUUGAUUGUGGUGAAUUUGAAGAUGUAGUAAAUGCCUAUAAUAGAUUGUUGGAUUUGAAAUCUAAAUGGGUGGACGAACAGAUAUUAUCAAUAUUAGUACGUGCUAUUGAAGAAGACUUAACAGAUUCUAAAGGUCUGCCUGUUAGACGAUUUAAACCUAAAAUACAACAGUUGUUUACUAGAAUUACAUCACAGACAACUGGUAAUGGUGAAAUCUGGAGAUUAUUUGCUAAAUUAAUUUUAUUGGACAAUAAACCUGAAAAUAUUGAUCAGGGCUUAGAAUAUCUACAGAAAUCACAUCGCUGUGUGACACAAACUUCAAACUGGGAGAAAGAUGAGAAGAAAUGUCAAGAAGUUUCUGAUCAAGCUAUCGAACUGGCUAAAUUGUAUAUUCAAUGUGCUGACAAACUGCCAGAUAGAACACAGAAAUUGCAGAAUUUAUCUUCUGCUAAAUUUAUGUUAAAAGGAGUGAUAACAAAAAUAAAGCAACAUCAUCAAGACCCAAUCACCCAGUCUUUACCACAGUCAAUAGAUGAACUCUGUAAAAGCCUGGAUGAUCAGUUCAAAGAUUUAUUGGAAAGAAUUGACCAGCUGAAAAAUUGUUAAUAAAAAUUAUCUUUU
Molecule: messenger RNA, 2040 nt
Organism: Lottia gigantea (owl limpet)
Lineage: Eukaryota; Metazoa; Mollusca; Gastropoda; Lottiidae
Exons: 20
Coding region: 1-2025 (674 amino acids)
Molecular function (GO): protein binding
Source: RefSeq, a predicted model, not a curated record